This is a messenger RNA of Habropoda laboriosa, 1488 nucleotides long. Its product is annotated as probable E3 ubiquitin-protein ligase makorin-1. The coding region runs from base 186 to 1439 and encodes 417 amino acids. Lineage: Eukaryota; Metazoa; Arthropoda; Insecta; Hymenoptera; Apidae. The transcript has 6 exons. Gene Ontology annotation, molecular function: metal ion binding; ubiquitin protein ligase activity. Gene Ontology annotation, biological process: protein polyubiquitination. The record is from RefSeq and is a predicted model, not a curated record.
GAAGAACCUGUGAAAAGAUAUUUGUUAAAUUAAAUCAGCGAUUGAGCAUGAAAUAUUGUGCUACCUAUAGUGCACGUUUAUUUCGAUAAAUUCGUAUUGCAUUUCAUAUUGGCAUUGUCAAAAAGAUUUUACGCGAACCUUCGAGAACGCGUUUUCGAUUAUUGUUAAAGUGGAAGCUUUAGAAAAUGGCCGACAGUUGGACACAGAGCGUUGUUUGCCGUUAUUUUAAAAAUAGUAUGUGCCGUGAAGGAAAUAACUGCAGAUAUGGCCAUAUUCAAGGAGUUAGAAAUGAUGAAAAUAAUGAAACAAUAGUAUCUUCAACCCCAUCUAUUAACAGUGUCUGUCGCUUUUCUAAACAUGGUAUCUGUAAAUUUGGAAACCAGUGCCAUUUUCGUCAUAGCUCUGAAAGUGUCGAUAAUAAUGUGGUGAAUGCAAAUUCGGUAGAAAGUUCUUCAUCUGGGCAACACACUUCAAAUACCUCAACUUCGACAACAAUAAAGAAUGUUGCUCGUAUCGCUGAAGAAUGGGUAAAGGCACCAGAAUUUAUACCUUCAGAUGUAGCUGGAUCAUCUUCUGCAAAUACAGCUUCUACCACCUUAGGAACAUCGACAAGUUCUCUGUUGCCAAUAUCUUAUGCUCAAGCUUUAAAUCCAUCUGGCCAAGCAUCAAGUCCAUCUUUAGAACCUUUAUGUCCAUACGCAUUAGCAGCUGGAAUUUGCAGGAAACGAAAUUGUCCAUAUAUACAUGGAGAUAUUUGUGAUUUCUGCAAUCGUCCUGCACUUCACCCACAUAAUGAAGAACUUCGAAAAAAACAUAAAAAUGCAUGUGUUAAGCAGCAUGAAGUUGAUAUGGAACUCUCUUUUGCCAUUCAACGUAGUAGAGAGAAAUCUUGUGGUGUUUGCUUUGAAGUUAUAAUGGAAAAGGCAUUUGGAGAACAAAGAUUUGGUAUUUUACCAAAUUGUAAUCACUGUUUUUGUUUAAGUUGUAUUAGAAAAUGGAGACAAGCUAAACAGUUUGACAAUAAAAUUAUAAGAUCCUGUCCAGAAUGUCGCGUUUCCUCUGACUUUGUAUGUCCAAGUAUGUACUGGGUAGAUACAAAGGAAGAAAAACAAAAAUUAAUAAAGGACUACAAACGUGCAUUAAGCACUAAAGAUUGCAAGUACUUCAAUAAAGGACGCGGUGAAUGUCCAUUUGGCAAUAAAUGCUUUUAUCUACAUGCACUUCCAGAUGGUACUAAAACAGAUGUUGGUCCACCUGUUCGUCAACGACGUAAUUCAGAUGCAGAGGUCGAUAUUUUGCGUGAACUAAUUUUGUGGGACUUUUUUGAAGAGAGAGAGCACCGUUGGAUCUAUGAUAUAGAUGUUGAAGAAAUUGCUUCCUUUCUUUCUGAUUCAGAAGAAUCUGAAUGGUCUGAAGCUUAUAUUGAUUCGUUGUAUUAAUUCAGUAAUCUUUGCUGCUGUUGCUGUUAACUAUAUCAUCUAUCUCAUC